This is a messenger RNA of Meriones unguiculatus (Mongolian gerbil), 9048 nucleotides long. RefSeq names its product acetyl-CoA carboxylase beta (gene Acacb). The transcript is spliced from 52 exons. Bases 1026 to 7793 code for a protein of 2255 amino acids. Gene Ontology annotation, molecular function: acetyl-CoA carboxylase activity; ATP binding; metal ion binding. Gene Ontology annotation, biological process: fatty acid biosynthetic process. The record is from RefSeq and is a predicted model, not a curated record. NCBI's taxonomy places the organism in Eukaryota, Metazoa, Chordata, Mammalia, Rodentia, Muridae.
UGGCCAUGCAUCCCUCAUGUGAUGCGGUAGAGCUGAGACAGUGGAGUGUCCGGGCUGCCCCUCCCAUUCUGUUGUCGCUUAGUCGGGGUCCUGGUAGGCAGUGAGACGGCCCCACCAGGCCUUCAGGCUUGCCCAUCAGGCUUGCCACACCAAGCCUGAGAGCCCGAGUUCAAAUCCCAGGACCCAUGGGGUGGAAAGCGAGAAUCGGCUCCCACAAAUUCUUCCCUGAUCUCUUCAUUUGCUGAGGGAGGUCCACUCCCUGCCCAUAAGCAAAUACAUGUAACUUAAAAAGCCUUUGAAGUGCUGUGGGAAGCUCACGGGGGCGGGGUUAGCAGGACCUUAAGCGGCAAGGAGCGAUGGCACCUGCUGGGCUCUAUGCCCAAGGUCCCCCUCUAGGGGCCACUAAUCGCCCCGCCUCCUUGGGAACUGGGACCUGCACUCUUUAGUUUUAGUGUUUUCAUCGGAUCCCUACAGUGCGUGUCCAGUGCAGGGGGCUGUGGAACCUCAAUCGCCACCUCUGUGGGGGCGCUGGGGAGGAAGAUGAGAGACAUCCUUGUGUUCCAGAGAGCUCAAGGUCAGGGCAGGAGGAGUAUGACAACUGGAACAGCCGGAGGGGCGGGGAAAGAGGGGGGUAGGAGGCGUAGCCUAGGCGAAACGGGGAGGGCGUGGCUAGAGUGGCAGGGCAUGGGUGGAGCCUGGGAGCCCUGUGGGAGGGGCGGCUGGAAAACAAGUUGGAGGCGUGGCCUGGGCGGGGCUGAGGCUGAGGCUGGGCGUGGCCAGGCAGGCCACGGCUCCAGCUUCUGAGAGUAAGGAACAGUUCGGGAUGGCCUGUGAGGCGUGCUGUCCCGGGACCCACAGCUGUCGCAAGCUGCUGCCAGAACCCCUCCCCGAGGACGCCUCUGCCUCUGGCGGCGACCUGGCGACCCUGCUGUGCUGUGGGAGCGGGGCUCGCUUCCCGGGAUUAGGGGGUGCAAACUGCGCAUCCCCACGGGAGCAGGCUGGGAUUGGCCAGUGGGCCGGGCAUCAUGAGCCCUGCCAAAUGCAAGGUCUGUUUCCCUGAGCUCACAGGAAAGCCCAGCAUGUCUGGCCUCCACCUGGUGAAGCGAGGCCGUGAGCACAAGAAGCUGGAGCUGCACAGGGACUUCACCGUUGCUUCCCCGGCCGAGUUUGUCACCCGCUUUGGAGGCAAUAGGGUCAUCGAGAAGGUGCUCAUUGCCAACAACGGCAUUGCUGCAGUCAAGUGCAUGCGCUCCAUCCGCCGCUGGGCCUACGAGAUGUUCCGUAAUGAGCGUGCCAUCCGGUUCGUGGUCAUGGUGACACCUGAGGACCUGAAGGCCAAUGCAGAGUACAUCAAGAUGGCGGAUCAGUACGUGCCUGUCCCGGGAGGCCCCAAUAACAACAACUACGCCAACGUGGAGCUGAUCAUAGACAUCGCCAAGAGAAUCCCUGUGCAGGCCGUGUGGGCUGGCUGGGGACACGCUUCGGAAAACCCCAAGCUUCCGGAGCUGCUGUGCAAGCACGAGAUUGCUUUCCUAGGUCCCCCCAGUGAGGCCAUGUGGGCCCUGGGAGACAAGAUCGCCUCCACCAUCGUCGCCCAGACGCUGCAGAUUCCAACCCUGCCCUGGAGCGGAAGCGGUCUCACGGUGGAGUGGACGGAGGACAGUCGGCAGCAGGGCAAAUGCAUCAGCGUCCCCGAAGAUGUCUACAGCCGAGGCUGCGUGAAGGAUGUGGAUGAAGGCUUGGAGGCAGCAGAGAAGAUCGGAUUCCCGUUGAUGAUCAAGGCCUCGGAAGGUGGAGGAGGGAAAGGUAUCCGCAAGGCCGAGAGCGCAGAGGACUUCCCCAUGCUUUUCAGACAAGUGCAGAGUGAGAUCCCGGGCUCACCCAUCUUUCUCAUGAAGCUGGCCCAGAAUGCACGGCACCUGGAGGUCCAGGUCCUGGCCGAUCACUAUGGAAACGCCGUGUCCCUGUUCGGACGGGACUGCUCCAUCCAGAGGCGGCACCAGAAGAUCAUCGAGGAGGCACCAGCCACCAUCGCUGCUCCUGCCGUGUUUGAGUUUAUGGAACAGUGCGCCGUCCUCCUGGCCAAGACGGUGGGCUACGUGAGCGCCGGGACCGUGGAGUACCUGUACAGCCAGGACGGCAGCUUCCACUUCUUGGAGCUGAACCCACGCUUGCAGGUGGAGCAUCCGUGCACCGAAAUGAUCGCGGACGUCAACCUGCCUGCUGCACAGCUGCAGAUCGCCAUGGGUGUGCCCCUGCACCGGCUGAAGGACAUACGCCUUCUGUAUGGAGAGUCCCCCUGGGGAGUGGCCCCCAUCUCUUUUGAGAACCCUUUGAGCCCUCCCAUCCCCCGGGGCCACGUCAUCGCGGCCAGGAUCACCAGCGAGAACCCAGAUGAGGGCUUUAAGCCAAGCUCGGGGACAGUCCAGGAGCUGAACUUCCGCAGCAACAAGAACGUGUGGGGCUACUUCAGCGUGGCCGCUGCUGGAGGCUUGCACGAGUUCGCCGACUCCCAGUUUGGGCACUGCUUCUCCUGGGGAGAGAACCGUGAAGAGGCCAUUUCGAACAUGGUGGUGGCUUUGAAGGAACUGUCCAUCCGGGGCGACUUCCGGACCACCGUGGAAUACCUCGUUAACCUUCUGGAGACCGAGAGCUUCCAGAACAACGACAUCGACACGGGGUGGCUGGACCACCUCAUCGCUCAGAGGGUACAGGCAGAGAAGCCGGACGUCAUGCUCGGGGUGGUGUGUGGGGCCUUGAAUGUGGCGGACGCGAUGUUCAGAACCUGCAUGACGGAGUUCUUGCACUCCCUGGAAAGGGGUCAGGUCCUCCCGGCGGAUUCCCUGCUGAACAUUGUGGACGUUGAGUUGAUUUACGGCGGCACCAAGUACAUUCUCAAGGUGGCCCGGCAGUCCCUGACUAUGUUCGUUCUCAUCAUGAACGGCCGCCACAUCGAGAUUGACGCCCACCGGCUGAACGACGGGGGGCUGCUCCUGUCUUACAAUGGCAGCAGUUAUACCACGUACAUGAAGGAAGAGGUGGACAGUUACCGGAUCACCAUCGGCAACAAGACCUGCGUGUUUGAAAAGGAGAACGACCCCACAGUCCUGAGAUCCCCCUCGGCUGGGAAGCUGACUCAGUACACGGUGGAGGACGGAGAGCACGUGGAGGCUGGGAACAGCUACGCCGAGAUGGAGGUGAUGAAGAUGAUCAUGACCCUGAACGUGCAGGAGAGUGGCCGGGUGAAGUACGUCAAGCGGCCGGGGGUCAUCCUGGAGGCUGGCUGUGUGGUGGCCAGGCUGGAACUGGAUGACCCUUCAAAAGUGCACGCGGCACAGCCAUUUAUGGGGGAGCUCCCUGCCCAGCAGACACUGCCCAUCCUUGGGGAGAAACUCCAUCAGGUGUUCCACAGCGUCUUGGAAAAUCUGACCAAUGUCAUGAGUGGCUACUGCCUGCCUGAGCCUUUCUUCAGUGUAAAGCUGAAGGAGUGGGUCCAGAAGCUCAUGAUGACACUCCGGCACCCCUCCCUCCCUCUGCUGGAGCUGCAGGAGAUCAUGACCAGCGUGGCAGGCCGCAUCCCGGCACCUGUGGAGAAGGCGGUCCGCAGGGUGAUGGCCCAGUAUGCCAGCAACAUCACUUCUGUCCUCUGCCAGUUCCCCAGCCAGCAGAUAGCCACUAUCCUGGACUGCCAUGCCGCCACCCUGCAGCGGAAGGCGGACCGCGAGGUCUUCUUCAUGAACACACAGAGCAUCGUGCAGCUGGUCCAGAGGUACCGCAGCGGGACCCGUGGCUACAUGAAGGCUGUGGUGCUGGAUCUGUUGAGGAGAUACCUGAACGUGGAGUAUCAUUUCCAGCAAGCCCACUAUGACAAGUGUGUGAUCAACCUGAGGGAGCAAUUCAAGCCGGACAUGACCCACGUACUGGACUGCAUCUUCUCACACUCACAGGUGGCCAAGAAGAACCAGCUGGUGAUCAUGCUUAUAGAUGAGCUCUGUGGCCCAGACCCUGCGCUGUCGGACGAGCUGACCUCCAUCCUCAAGGAGCUCACGCAGCUGAGCAGGAGCGAACACUGCAAGGUGGCCCUCAGGGCCAGGCAGGUCCUGAUCGCCUCCCAUCUCCCCUCCUACGAGCUGCGGCACAACCAGGUGGAAUCCAUCUUCCUGUCCGCCAUCGACAUGUAUGGCCACCAGUUCUGCCCAGAAAACCUCAAGAAAUUAAUACUCUCGGAAACAACUAUCUUCGACGUGCUGCCCACUUUCUUCUACCACGCUAACAAGCUCGUCUGUAUGGCUUCCCUGGAGGUCUACGUGCGCAGAGGCUACAUCGCCUACGAGCUAAACAGCCUGCAGCACCGGGAGCUCCAGGAUGGCACCUGCGUGGUGGAGUUCCAGUUCAUGCUGCCGUCUUCCCACCCCAACAGGAUGGCCAUGCCCAUCAGCAUCUCUAACCCUGACCUCCUGAGGCACAGCACGGAACUCUUCAUGGACAAUUGCUUCUCCCCUCUGUGUCAGCGCAUGGGGGCCAUGGUGGCCUUCCGGAGAUUUGAGGAAUUCACCAGGAACUUCGACGAAGUCAUCUCCUGCUUCGCCAAUGUGCCUACAGACACUCCCCUCUUCAGUAAGGCCUGCGCCUCCCUAUACGAGGAUGAUGGCAAGAACCUUCUAGAAGAGCCCAUCCACAUCCUGAACGUGGCCAUCCAGUGUGCUGAUCACCCGGAGGACGAGGCGCUGGUGCCAGUUUUCCGCGCCUUCGUCCAGUCUAAGAAGCACAUCCUGGUGGAUUACGGACUCCGAAGAAUCACAUUCCUGAUUGCCCAAGAGAGAGAGUUCCCCAAGUUCUUCACGUUCAGAGCGAGAGAUGAGUUUGCGGAAGACCGGAUUUACCGCCACUUGGAGCCCGCCCUGGCUUUCCAGCUGGAGCUGAGCCGGAUGCGCAACUUUGACCUGACCGCCGUGCCCUGUGCCAACCACAAGAUGCACCUUUACCUGGGCGCCGCCAAGGUGAAGGAGGGGCUGGAGGUGACGGACCACAGGUUCUUUAUCCGCGCCAUCAUUCGGCACUCGGACCUGAUCACCAAGGAAGCCUCCUUCGAGUACCUGCAGAACGAAGGCGAGCGGCUGCUCCUGGAGGCCAUGGACGAGCUGGAGGUGGCGUUCAACAACACGAGCGUGCGCACGGACUGCAACCACAUCUUCCUCAACUUCGUGCCCACCGUCAUCAUGGACCCGCUCAAGAUCGAGGAGUCGGUGCGCGCCAUGGUCAUGCGCUAUGGCAGCCGCCUGUGGAAGCUCCGAGUGCUGCAGGCGGAGGUCAAGAUCAACAUCCGCCAGACGACGACGGACAGCGCCGUCCCCAUCCGCCUGUUCAUCACCAACGAGUCCGGCUACUACCUGGACAUCAGCCUCUACAAGGAAGUGACUGACUCCAGAUCCGGAAACAUCAUGUUUCACUCCUUCGGCAACAAGCAGGGGAGCCUGCACGCGAUGCUGAUCAACACGCCCUACGUCACCAAGGACCUGCUGCAGGCCAAGCGCUUCCAGGCGCAGUCCCUGGGGACCACCUAUGUGUACGACUUCCCGGAGAUGUUCAGACAGGCGCUCUUUAAAUUGUGGGGCUCCCCGGAAAAGUACCCGAAAGAUAUCCUGACGUACACAGAGCUGGUGCUGGACUCCCAGAACCAGCUGGUGGAGAUGAACCGACUUCCUGGUGGGAAUGAGGUGGGCAUGGUGGCCUUCAAAAUGAGGUUUAAGACCCCGGAGUAUCCGGAAGGGCGGGACGUCAUUGUCAUCAGCAACGACAUCACCUUCCAAAUCGGCUCUUUCGGCAUGGGGGAGGACUUCCUGUAUCUGCGGGCGUCAGAGUUGGCCCGGACAGAGGGCAUCCCCCAGAUCUACCUGGCAGCCAACAGUGGGGCUCGGAUGGGGCUGGCGGAGGAAAUCAAGCAGAUUUUCCAAGUAGCCUGGGUGGACCCAGAGGAUCCCCACAAAGGAUUUAGAUACCUGUACCUGACGCCUCAAGACUACACCCAGAUCAGCUCCCAGAACUCCGUGCACUGCAAACACAUAGAGGAUGAAGGUGAAUCCAGGUACGUCAUCGUGGACAUCAUUGGGAAGGGCAGCAGCCUGGGUGUGGAGAACCUGAGGGGCUCAGGCAUGAUUGCAGGAGAGGCCUCCCUGGCUUACGAAAAGGUUGUCACCAUCAGCAUGGUGACCUGCCGCGCCCUCGGAAUCGGGGCUUACUUGGUGAGGCUCGGCCAGCGGGUGAUCCAAGUGGAAAACUCCCACAUCAUCCUCACUGGAGCCAGUGCUCUCAACAAGGUCCUGGGAAGAGAGGUCUACACAUCCAACAACCAGCUGGGCGGCGUGCAGAUCAUGCACACCAACGGGGUCUCCCACGUCACGGUGCCAGACGACUUCGAGGGUGUCUGCACCAUUCUGGAAUGGCUGUCGUACAUACCCAAGGACAACCGCAGCCCAGUCCCCAUCAUCACACCCACUGACCCCAUCGACAGGGAGAUCGAUUUCAUCCCCUCCAAAGCCCCCUAUGACCCCAGGUGGAUGCUUGCUGGGAGGCCUCACCCAACUCUGAAGGGGACCUGGCAGAGUGGAUUCUUUGACCACGGCAGUUUCAUGGAAAUCAUGGCACCCUGGGCCCAGACUGUGGUGACCGGACGAGCAAGGCUGGGGGGCAUCCCUGUGGGGGUGAUUGCCGUGGAGACUCGGACUGUGGAGGUGGCUGUCCCUGCUGACCCUGCCAACUUGGAUUCUGAAGCCAAGAUCAUCCAGCAGGCGGGCCAGGUGUGGUUCCCGGACUCUGCCUACAAGACGGCGCAGGUCAUCAGAGACUUCAACCAGGAGCACCUGCCCCUCAUGAUCUUUGCCAACUGGAGAGGCUUCUCCGGUGGCAUGAAGGACAUGUAUGAACAGAUGCUGAAGUUUGGAGCCUACAUCGUGGACGGCCUCCGGCUGUUCAGGCAGCCCAUCCUCAUCUACAUCCCUCCCUGUGCCGAGCUCCGUGGGGGCUCCUGGGUUGUCCUUGACUCCACCAUCAACCCCCUGUGCAUAGAGAUGUACGCGGACAAAGAGAGCAGGGGGGGUGUCCUGGAGCCAGAGGGCACCGUGGAGAUUAAGUUCCGGAAGAAAGACCUGGUGAAGACCAUGAGAAGGAUAGACCCCGUGUGCAGGAAGCUCGUGGCACAGCUGGGGGCCGCCCAGCUCCCCGACCAGGACCGCAGGGAGCUGGAGGGCCAGUUGAAGGCCCGAGAGGACCUGCUGCUCCCCAUCUACCACCAGGUGGCAGUGCAAUUCGCUGACCUGCAUGACACGCCGGGCCACAUGCUGGAGAAGGGAAUCAUUUCUGACGUGCUGGAAUGGAAGACUGCUCGCACCUUCCUCUACUGGAGGCUGCGCCGGCUGCUGCUGGAGGCCCAGGUGAAGCAGGAGAUCCUCCAAGCCUGCCCCGAGCUGAGCCACGAGCACACGCAGUCCAUGCUGCGACGCUGGUUUGUGGAGACCGAGGGCGCCGUCAAGGCCUACCUGUGGGAUAGCAACCAGGUGGUGGUCCAGUGGCUGGAGCAGCACUGGUCAGCCAGGGAUGGCCUGCGCUCCACCAUCCGUGAGAACAUCAAUUACCUGAAGCGAGACUCUGUCCUCAAGACCAUCCAAAGUCUGGUUCAAGAAAACCCAGAUGUGACCAUGGACUGUGUGGCGUACCUUAGCCAGCACCUCACCCCGGCAGAGCGGAUACAGGUGGUUCAGCUGCUGUCUACCACAGAGAGCUCAACCUCCCCCUGAGCACCUCUGGCCAUCCCCAGGGCCCCGGACCUUGGAACAGCAAUGCGGCAGGCCUUCCUAAGACUUUGGCUUGUUUUGGGGAAGUUCACCAAAGCCAUCCUGAGCACUCCAAAUGUAGCAGCUGUUCCUGACCAGCACCUUCCUGGACAAAGGGCCACUGUGCCCCUGCCAGGUGGGGACGGCACCCCCCCCACCUGGGGACUGCAGGGUUUGUCCUGGUGGAUAGCUCCGCUGCCUGUCUGAGGUGAACUGAACCGGGCGUCCUGAGUUCCUGUGUUUUCCGUGGACCGGGGACUCAGUGUCCUGGCUGAGCACGAGGCACUUGCCCGAUGGCUUACACUCCGGUCCCCUGUGGCCUUCACCAGAGUAAAUGGGCCAAAGAAAACACCAGACGAGACCCAAGAAAACCUCUUCCCGAAACGAGGCUUAUUAGACACCUAGGCGCCCAAGCAGGGGCAAAAAUGAUUUCCCUUUUCAGUUAAGAGAACAAAAGCGGCCCUUGGUGAGUCGGGAGACCAUCCUAUGGACAGGCUGUCCUAUUACAGAGAUUCUCCGAGAUCAAAGGACAGAUGGCUGGUUGGCGUCCAGCAUGGCUUGAGGAGCCUUACUGCCUCGGAUCCUGGGGCUCUGUAAGCCCUUUCUUCGCAGGUAGAGUGAGGGCUGGACCUCACACCAUGUCUCCUGGAGACUGGCCACCCUUAUGAUGCCAAGUACCCUGCAGCCUAAGGGCAGAGAGGCUGCCCCUCCCCUGGAGGGCCCCUGACCUUGUGCCUUCAUACCGCGGCAGGAGCCAACAGCUCUGGACCAGUGCCCCAGGACCGUGCUGCAAGCACGCUGGGUUUGCUCACAAAGACUUUCCCAGCACCCACAGACCCUGCAGUGGCAGGGUCUGAAUGAGUCGUUCUGUGCCAGUGACAGGGGCUGGGGAAGGUAGCCUUCCUUCUGGGCAGUGUGUCUGAAGUCGGCCGUCACUCCUGGCGGAGGCCGCAGCCUCCAGGGAACCGUCCGCCAAACAGGCUACUUGAGGUGUGCCGGGUAGAGACAGAGAUGGCCAGCUGUCAGCCUGUGACAGCCCUGGCAGCCGAGGGGGCCUGGGGCGGGGGGAGACGCGUGAUCCACUGCUGCCAUUCUGGGGGAUGAAGGGUUCUGCUGGGCAAGGUCCUCUUGAUGUGGGGGAAAGCCCAGACCGACUAGCUGCUGCCCUGACCAGAGGGCUGAGGAGGCUGCUGGGAGAGCUGCAGAAUAAACUAUUUUU